Molecule: messenger RNA, 3497 nt
Organism: Amoebophrya sp. A120
Lineage: Eukaryota; Dinophyceae; Syndiniales; Amoebophryaceae
Source: the annotation of a GenBank genome assembly
GUUAUCAAGUACUACAUGAGAUUAUUCAUAGUGAUGAAAGAUCAACAACCAACUAGGACAGCCUCGUGAUUGUGAUUGACGUAGUUUUCCUAGUCUCACCGAACAGGAUCUCUCUGCAAAACCACAACAGUCCUGCAGCCCUCGAACAUACAUAUAAGUGACAACUUUAGUGGUACAGGAGGCAGCUUAAUAAUUCUGAGGCGAGCUCGACGGUAAAAGAACUAAACAUGAGAUUGAGAACAGAUUCCGCUUCCGGUGCGGGUGCCCGUGCGGUGCAUCACAUUCGUAGCUAUAGAGACGCAGCUUAGCCUCAGUUAUGAUCCUACAGUGUCAGGUCCCCCAGAUCAAAGAGAACCGUCGUAUUCGCAAUACUUCUCAAUAUUAAACUACACGAAGACGCUGCAAUUUCCUCCUUUCAUCUUCGUUCAUCAACAGCGGCGACCACGGCGACAGCAUAAAUUUAUUUUGGUAGGCAGGAUUGAAAUUGAUACUUUUUUUGUACCCCCCGACUCGGUCGUUUUUUUUCUCUUCUGUGUUUCGUCUCCCUGUCCAACGGACCGGAACAAUAUAUUACACAAUCCAUCGCGAAUAAGUACACAAUCUAUCCACCUUGCGAAUUAUCUACUGAGUAUUUGUUACUUUAUUUAAGAUCAGUUGCGGUACGUAGAUUUAGAAAAUGUUUGUGAAGCGGAGUCAUCCAUUUGGAUCAUUUCCAAGAAGGUACGGCUAGGUCAACUAAAUCUACGCGAAAAGAUGACACUCCGCUGCUCCGACGGUGCCUUGUUGAUUUCGACAGUGCAAAGAAGAGAACCACGGCAGCACGGUGGCCUAGUUCUUCCGGUUUACCAGUGUGAUACAGAUACCGGUGAAAAUCUCAUACGCGGGCUACACAAUCACAAUGCAGAGCGGCACGACAAAUUAAAGUUUUCCUAGAACGUCAGGACUCCAAUAAAGACAGAAGCGUCUUCGGCUGCAAUCUCGAUCUCGAGAAGGCCGAAUUCUAUAGAGCAGAAGUUAGGUCAAAGUUCGAUACCCCGACUAGCAAAGAACCUUCCGAACCUGACCGCAGCUCCGAACGAAGACGAGCCGGUGGCUUCUUGUCGUUUCGAAGCGGCACACAGCACGUAUACAUAGUGGCCUGAAUUUGAAAAGGCGCGGCGACGACCACGACAUCGUCCGGAUUGGAAAUACGGUGGUAGCUCCGUUUUCUAAGUACGUCCGAUGAGCAAGAACAACAGAUAGAAAACUCAGCAAGAAGGACAGUACGUACAUCGCGACAACAGCAUUUUCAAGCCUUGGCACGACUAGCCAGAGAAACGUUCAUUUCAACUGCGUUCCGAGAAAAUGCAGUUCCAAGAGGGACCUUCCGAGAGCACCGAUGAGUUCUCAAACGGGAGCAACAGCGACAUGGGGGAUGAGGUACGAUUUUUAAGAAAGAUUGCAACUUUGAUGUUGUAGUUCCACCUGUUGCUGCUGUAGUUCACGCUGCUCUUGUUUUCUCCUUUUCUGGUGCUGCUGCUGUCAAUAAGAUGAAUGUGGUCUGUCUCUGUCAUCGAUAUAGCAUCACUUGCCGUGCCGAAGUUCGCUACUUCAAUAAGGAUAAAGUACGACACUUGAUGCAAUGAUUUUCCGCCCGAACUGCGAGGCGAUGAUUGAUAUAGACCUAUCUUCUCAUCAUCUUGACUCUACAGGUGACCUGGAUAGAGUGGUUUUGUCACCUGAAGGGAAACGAGUUCUUCGUGGAGGUCGAAGAUGAAUACGUCCAAGACGACUUUAACCUCACGUACAAAAAACACUUUCUUUGGUUUUAAGUACUUUUUUUUUCGAAUGAUAGAUGUAGAAAGAUGUAUUGAAUUUCUGCUCCUGCCCGCUGCUCUUUCGCGGGCCUAUUUCUCGCCACAAAAGCUGGUGACCACCUCGGGAGUAGUAAUUAGCUGGACGUCAAUUCUGCGAAACCAAAAGCGGGUUCAUUUUUUUCUUCCUCUAACCCCAGGUAUCUCAACAAGGAUUUGCAGGAGUAUUACAAUGUGGACGUGUACCGAGAAAGUCUGAACAUGAUCCUCGACUAUGACGACGGCGACAUGCAAAUUACCGAAGACGACAGAAGUAUGGUGGAACAGGGCGCGCAGUGCUUGUAUGGCCUCAUACACGCCAGGUAUUGCAAUGUAAUACCUUCUUGUUUCUAUGGACAGAUUGAGUUUCCAAUCCGAGAAGUGUGGCUUUGUGAGAGCCACUGAAAACUCUCUGCUUUUUUCCCAUUUCCAGGUGGAUCCUCACCGCGCGAGGUCUCGCAGCAAUGAUGGAGAAGUACAACACUUACGUGUACGGCUCCUGUCCGCUCCUGGACUGUCACGCGCAAAACCAGGCAGUGCUUCCCGUGGGAAUAACAGACGUUGUCGGUGCCACCGGCGCGAAAGUAUACUGCCCCCGCUGCAAGGAGAUUUUUCACCCAAAGAGCAGCAAGUUGGAGGUACUUACUUAAUAAGAUAGUCUGCUGUUCUUGAACGAGUUAGGUUCGUUCUUUUGUUGGCUACUAGUAGGGAUGCCAGGACGGCGCCUGCUGGCGAAGUGUAGGUAUUUAGGAGCAUGGCUGCAACUUGCUCCUCGUGCAUUAACCCAAACUUCCCUCGAAGGUAAUCGACGGCGCAUUUUUCGGAACCUCCUUCCCGCACUUGUUUUUCCUCACCUACCCAAACCUCAAACCGACAACAGAACCCAGAAAUUACAUCCCGAGGAUCUUCGGCUUUAAGGUAAUAUCAUAUGAAAAAGAUAAAGUGAAUCUUUGUGGUCAUGGACAUCAUGCAUCUACUUCUUCACACUCCUACUAGCUUUUUCUUUGAUGUUGAAAUUGAAUCUGAAUCAUCACAAUUAUUACGAUUUGACGAAGCACUGAAUGAACCCGUUUGCAGCGGCAUCCCUGGAGGAGGUGUCAGAAUACUAGACGGAUCUAACUUAGUGCUUUCAUUCCUCAAAAGGUCGCCGGUCACGUCCGCAGUAGCUUGCGAGUUGCCUCGGGGAAAAAAACGUUCCUGGAGGACCUGGAAAAGAAAAAGAAGGAAAAAAACGAGAAUAAAGAGGAACCACAGCCGGGCGCGCAGCGGGCGGGAGGCCUCGACUCGUCCUCAUAGCACGAUCCAACUUCGACGAAAGUGGAUUUAAUACCCGGACGCCGACGGAGUAAUGCCAAUACUCCAGUUGUUCACGGGUGCAUGCGAGUCUCUCUUCCCCAGACCGCAAGAAGAAUGUACGGCGACUGAACGCAACGACUUCAAGCACAUUCAUUCAUGUUUUGCUUCGGAAAUUAUAUUAACCGACCUGUGAAGAUAUUUUCUACUUAAUUUUCAACAUCGACACGACGAGAGAAAAUGAAACUCAAGACCUCUAACGCAUCUCAGUCUUUCAUUCAAUUCGACAACUGAACGACGCAGCUGGACGGUAUGAUCAAUUCGACGAAAGAAGUUCAAACGCAAACUGGAAAUAAAAGACAGAAACCCAAU